AUGGAUCAACGAGAGCUGGAGUCGCGGGUAAAGGCUCUGACCAAGUCAGUUGCUGCGAAUGAACCGCCCGAGAAUGCCAUCAAGUUGCUCGAAACCCUUAAGAAGGAUGCCAAGCCGACCGAGGAGAUGCUGAGGGCCACAAAAGCUGGCGUUUUCGUCGCAAAGCUCCGAGCAAACCCCAACAAGGAAAUCGCAAGAUCCGCCGCCGAACUCGUCAUCAAAUGGAAGAAACUCGUCGAACAAGAAAAGGCCUCAAGGGCGCAGAAAUCCAAAAUGGGUUCACCGGCAUCCGUUCCAGCCUCGUCGCCAGUACCGCCAGCUAGCUCAAUUGGCGGCUCGAAAGAGGUCUUCAUAGGCGACCCCGAGAAACGAAACUUCAAAGCAGACAAGGUCGAGAUCAAGCGAACCGGAUCAAGCGUUCGAGACAACUGCAUCGGGCUCAUCUACAACGGUCUUGCAUUCAGAUCAACCGAGCCAGCUACCGAUGUGCUGGUCAAGGCUGUUGCCGUCGAGCACGCCGUUUACGUCUUUUUCAAGCAGGAAGAGGGCGAGGGCUACAAGAAGAAGAUCCGCUCCCUCUUCUCGAAUCUCAAGACCAAGUCGAACAAGGAUCUUGGCAAGCGCGUCAUGUCGGGAGGCAUCACGCCAGAGAAGUUUGCCACUAUGACGGAUGAGGAACUCAAGAGUGAAGACCAGCGCAAGACGGAACUCGAGCUGCAGAAGGAGAACAUGAAGAAGGCGCAGGUCCCCAUGGCGGAGAAGAGUAUCAGCGACAGUCUCGAGUGCUCUCGCUGCAAGAUGAAGAAGGUCAGCUAUACGCAGGCUCAGACGCGAAGUGCAGAUGAACCGAUGACGACGUUUUGCGAGUGCAUGAAUUGCGGCCACAGAUGGAAGUUUUCUUAG
Messenger RNA from Pochonia chlamydosporia 170, 903 nucleotides. RefSeq names its product transcription elongation factor s-ii. Gene Ontology annotation, cellular component: nucleus. Gene Ontology annotation, biological process: transcription antitermination; transcription elongation by RNA polymerase I; transcription elongation by RNA polymerase II. Bases 1 to 903 code for a protein of 300 amino acids. The transcript is spliced from 3 exons. NCBI's taxonomy places the organism in Eukaryota, Fungi, Ascomycota, Sordariomycetes, Hypocreales, Clavicipitaceae. Gene Ontology annotation, molecular function: zinc ion binding; RNA polymerase II transcription regulatory region sequence-specific DNA binding. The record is from RefSeq and is a predicted model, not a curated record.